Molecule: messenger RNA, 3146 nt
Organism: Portunus trituberculatus (swimming crab)
Lineage: Eukaryota; Metazoa; Arthropoda; Malacostraca; Decapoda; Portunidae
Exons: 12
Coding region: 193-2895 (900 amino acids)
Biological process (GO): regulation of membrane potential; nervous system process; chloride transmembrane transport
Cellular component (GO): neuron projection; synapse; membrane
Molecular function (GO): neurotransmitter receptor activity; transmembrane signaling receptor activity; chloride channel activity
Source: RefSeq, a predicted model, not a curated record
AGGUAUGAGGAAGAGACACAGUCAGUGAGUCAACACGGGGUAGUGGCAAUCAAUGGCUCCUGGUGAUCGCUUCACGAGCCCUCCCUUGCGUCAUCCAUCACAAAGCGACCUCGACAAAGAAGUACAGUCUGCGGCGUGUGGUGAUCUGGACGGCAGGCACUCUAGUGAAGAGACCUUUGCUGUAGGGCCAACAUGCCACGCUGCCGGCACGGACUGGUGCUGGUGCCAUGGAGCGUCUUGAUCCUGCUGCUGGGAGUGUCCUCUGGCCUGGGUGGUGCGGUGCCGGGGGAAGCUCCGCUUCAUGUGGUGCGAUUUAUGGUGGAAGGAGUGACCACUACCACCAGCUACCUGGGCGUCCCCAGCAAUAACCUGCCGGAUUUGAAGGAGGUAACACUCUGUCUUCAUUUUCGACUGUGGCAGUUUUCCAAUCUGUCUCCCUUCCUCAGCUAUUACGCUAAUGGGGCAGACAAUGAACUAACCAUAGGCAUCCGAGGCAAUACAAUGCAGUUACAGGUGUAUUGCUGUGAAAAUUCAGUAUCAGUACGUAAGCAGCUUCCUCCUCUGAGGCCGUUCCUGUGGCAUCACCUGUGUGUCGCCCUUACCUUGGAGACGCGGUCAGCGGUGAUAGUCAUAAAUGAUCAAAUUAUUAAUGGGACUCUAAACGAAGACACGGGACGUUCUUUAGUCAUUAGUGGAGGAGGACGCCUCGUGAUCGGCCAAGAACUGGAUUCCGCCAAGGGUUAUUUUAAUAUUUUUCAAACCCUUAUUGGUGAGGUCGCUGACUGGACGCUGUUGAAUGAGUCUCUGAGCGUGAAGGAAAUGAGGGAUUACGUCGCCUGCCGCGGCCUUCCCGACCGUGUUCAUCCACUGCUCCACCUGGACACUUCUAUGUUAGGAUGGGAACUUUACGGCCCGUCUCUCUCGUAUAACUUGACCGUGGACGAUGUGUGUCGCCGUAGAUUUAUAGACUCCUUAGUGAUGUUUCCGCAUAGGGUGGAACAGAGGGAAGCUACCAGGUUCUGUGAGAUGCUUGGUGGGAAGCUCCCUUUGCCCCAAAACCAAGAAGACAAUGAUGAUCUGAUUGUCUUAGCUAGAGACUAUGAACAAGAGUGUAUCAACAACUGGAAUACCGUUUCUUGGCUGGGAAUCUUCGGAAACAUCACAGCUGAGGCAUGGCAAAGUCAAUCAGACUUCACGCCACUGACUUGGACAAAUUUUCAGUCACGUUUCAAUCCUCCCACAAAAGUAUGCAGCUGUGUAAGCCUUUAUGUUAUCAACAACUCUUCCUUAUGGGCUUGUGUACCGUGUACAGAAGAAACAUGUGCUAUUUGUCAUUUUCCAAACACUCCAUUUCUGUACUUGAGAGGUCUCUGUAAAGAUAGUGAAUUCGAUGAUACAUUCAUAUUAAAGAGUGAUCAAGGAAACACUCCCUUAUAUAUAGGAAAAUUUAAAAGCCGUAUAUCACUAAUAAAGGACACUUGGAGGCUUGAAUCAACUUUGAAUGAAAGCAGAUCUUCCGCCACAAUGAAGGACGACGUAUCAACCAGCCCGAUUGGCAGACACAACUGGAGUAUAAACAGUGAUGAGUGCGGACAACUACAGAAAGAGCUGUUGCUGUCGGCGUGCAACAGUGAGCAGUUUCCGUGUGACGACGGGCAGUGUGUGGCUCAAGAUCAGCGUUGUGAUCAAGUAUCUGACUGUUAUGAUGGGAGUGACGAGCAAGAUUGCGCCGUGAUCUUGGUGCCGAAGGAAUACCAAAGGAAAGUCACUCCUCCCCCAAUGUCUGACGGUGCCCUCUCUCUCCACCUCACCCUCAGGAUAAUCUCCGUCAGAAACUUCGAUCUCGUUGGUUUCAAAAUCGAUCUCGACAUGAUUCUUGUCGUGGAAUGGAAGGACAUUAGACUGAACUUUUUCAACUUGAGGGAUAGCAUUUUCUCCAACCGUGUGACUGAAUAUAAAAAAAUCUGGAUGCCGAAGUUCUCUGUGGUAUCAGGCAAUAGAGUUCCUGCAGAGACUCUGCCGAGCACCCCGCUCAUCCUGCAAGUUAGGCGCGAACACCCGCCCCUCCCAGACGACACAACCAGCGUUACUAAAGAUGAGAUUUUUGACGGCACCAACAACCCUCUUGUGCUACGUCUACCAAUUUCCAUCACACUGAACUGCCAGUUUUACCUUAGAACUUAUCCCUUCGACGACCAGCAGUGCACGUUUGUAUACUUCCUUAACAACGGGAACAAUGUUUCCUUCAUAUUGAAUUCGGUGGCGUUCACUGGUUAUCGACAACUACUGGAGUACGAGGUAGUGGGAACGUCGGGCGUUGUCAACAACUCCGCUAUUUCCUCUUUUUCGGUAAGAAAUUGGUAUUAUUUUGGUCUGUUCUUUAUUCUACGAUUAAAAUUCACCGUGGUGAUAAAAUUCACGAACCAGUUUGGUUACUACGUGGGCAACGCAUUCCUACCCAGCAUCUUCCUGGUCAUCAUCUGCUAUCUCACUUUUUGGUUCUCCCUUGAUGACUUCCAGGACCGCAUCAUGGUGUCACUCACGUCACUGCUGGUGCUCACUGGCUUGAUGACGCAAACUAGCCAAUCCAUCCCCAAGACAGCGUACCUCAAGCUCAUCGACGUUUGGUAUAUCGUCCUUAUUUUCAUAGACUUUUUGAUUAUCGUAGUUCUGGCAGUGAUUGAGAACCUCCGCCAGCACACUAAGUCAGGAGAGGUCAAGGUCAUAAGGAGUUCCAAUGGUGAUAAGCAGAAGGCGCCGUUCGUGUGGCUGCCUCAACCUGGCCCAGGUGUAGAGAGCAAAGUCAACGCCAUCUCCAUCGUGGUGUUCCCUUUAGUCUGCAUCAUCUUCAUCGUUGUCUAUUUUGCCAUUGGCCUUUCCUACAUCGCUAAUUGAUGCUGGUGUUUAUUUGCCUUUUUCGGAUGUUCUGUGUCUAUAUUAUUAUUAUUCUUAUCGUUGUUGUUAUUAUUCACAUUGUCUGCUAAAACUAUUGCUCGUUUGAAUCCUAAAAUCGUUGUAUUCAGGUCACUUUUUACCCCUUCAGCACCAUGACGCGUUUUCGUAUUCACUCUGAUGAUUAUUUGGUGAUUUUAUACAGCUUCAAAUACUCAUGAAGGAGUUAAAAUAGUAAAGACUGUGGCCCUUAA